Molecule: messenger RNA, 2392 nt
Organism: Sinocyclocheilus rhinocerous
Lineage: Eukaryota; Metazoa; Chordata; Actinopteri; Cypriniformes; Cyprinidae
Product: transcription factor E2F3-like
Exons: 7
Coding region: 224-1513 (429 amino acids)
Biological process (GO): regulation of transcription by RNA polymerase II
Cellular component (GO): RNA polymerase II transcription regulator complex
Molecular function (GO): DNA-binding transcription factor activity, RNA polymerase II-specific; RNA polymerase II cis-regulatory region sequence-specific DNA binding; protein dimerization activity
Source: RefSeq, a predicted model, not a curated record
CUGGAGCCAUUUUUCGUUCUAGCGAGAGGGAGUUUGCAUCGCAUUUUAAUCGCUUACAUCGGGUGUCUUAGGCGUUAGCAAUUUCACUCAUAUUACAGCGAUGCAUUCCUAACACUGUGUGCUUUCAUCAUUUAUGAUUAUUUUAUAUCCUCUCGCUCGGAUUUGAUAGAAAACGAGCCUCAAAGCACAAGUGGGACAAAGGGAACCUGCGCCUCUGAGGAUCAUGAGAAAGGGGGGUUCCUCGGUCCCAGGACAAGUAAUGUUAACAGGGGUUGUUAGAGGUGAACAACACGGUGUUUUUAGCGCGGUUUCCGAUCGACGGUGUGCAUCUUAUUCCAAUGCAGCCCGUUUACAAAUAAACACACCGCCGUCCACUAAUAAUGUCUGUGUGCCCGAGGCUUCUGCUGACAGUUUGUACACAACUCCUCUACAAGGAGCGACACAUGGGACAGGACUGCGACCCACACUAGGACGACCACCGGCUAAAAGGAGGCUGGAGCUGGACAUCACAGACCACCAAUACAGCGAGCCAGCUAAAUCCCUUCGGAGUCGCAAAGGAGCUCUUAAACUGAAGGUCCCCAAAGCUCCCAAAACCCCACCGGAGAAGACCCGAUACGACACAUCCUUGGGGUUCUUGACUAAAAAGUUCUGUCAGCUCCUGGCGCAGUCCACCGAUGGAGUGCUGGAUCUCAAUAAAGCUGCCAUUGUGCUCAACGUCCAGAAGAGACGUCUGUAUGACAUCACCAACGUGCUGGAGGGGGUGCGCCUCAUCAAGAAGAAGUCAAAGAACAACAUACAAUGGCUGGGCUCCAGUCUGCCGUCAGAGGGUGGGCUUCCAUCUCCAGCCAUGCCGAGUCACAGCCUGGCCAGAGAGAUGCUGGCGCUCACUCAGGAGGAGAGAUGGCUGGAUGAGCUCAUUCAGACCUGCACACGAAACGUCCAGCAGAUGACUGAGGAGAUCCACAGUCAGCAAUAUGCCUAUGUGACCUAUCAGGACAUCCAAAGAAUAAAGAGCCUAAAAGACCAAACCGUCAUAGCGGUUAAAGCACCAUCGGAAACGAAGUUGGAGGUGCCUGACCCAAAGGAGAGUUUACAGGUCCACCUGAGUAGCUCCAAGGGUCCCAUUGAUGUUUUCCUCUGUACGGAUGGAGGUGACUCCGGGAGCCUGCUGCAAAACGGCCUUGAUGUGAAUGGAAAUCACCCUGCGUUUCUCAAAGUCUCCCAAGAAGCCGCUACAGAUGGAAUUGCUGAUGGUGUGAAGACGAACGGCAGCUCUAACGGUAGCGUCAAUGGUUAUGGGCCCCUAACUGGAAGUUCCCCCAUGUCACCCCUCAGUUCCUCCUUGUCCUCCAUUCUCCAACAGCCAGAGGAGUCCAUCCCCUUCGUGCCGCUGUCUCCUGCUCUUCUCAGCGAUGAAUACAUGCUGGGCUUGGGUGAUGAGCAGGGCAUAAGCGAUCUGUUUGACUCCUGCGACCUGGACACACUAGCGCUGGAUGACCUGCUCAGGAUAUGAGCAAACCCAGAGGCCAUCCGGACCUGUUUUCAAGUUAGUUGACGGUGCUUUUUAGUUCCUGAAUGAAAUCUGGAUUGGCAGGAUUGGUGGGGAUAACUACAGACUGAAUUUCAUGAAUUCCUGUCGCAUUUGACAUUGAGUGUUUACGCUUGGAUCUUUAGGUUUACCGCUACAGGAUCCAAGGUUUCUGUUGUCUGAUACUGUUCAGAUGGGUUUCUGUACCCUAAUAAUGUGGUAUUUUUAGUGUGGUGAAUUGUAUGAGCUGUGUGAUUUGUCUAUGAACUUUGUCGUACUGGUUUUCCUGAUGGCCGCCUCUACAAAUAACACCUAAAAGGUCACAAUUUCUUCAAAAUAGAGUAUUUCUCUACUCUCAAUGUGAACGUUUUUGUCCUUUUGAGAUCAUCUCUUGCUUGCUUUCAUGGGGAAAAAGAAACCUGCAUCAUAGGCUAUCUAAAUAUCAAAGAAGAUCAGCGAGGAGUUCUUUUAUUGAAUGAUCCAAAGUGCAUUUGGUGCUCUGUCAGUUAUUAUGCUUUAUGACAGUGUUCAGUAUCUCAGGGCACUGAUCAAGGAGCCAAGUGCUUUGUGUGGUGAUCUCUGGGUAAAAUCAGAUCGGAGCUAUAGUGUCUUGUCCCCUUUGUUACCAAAUGAUUUGUGCAAAGAAAUGAGGAAAAGACUUGUUCAUCCAUUUCGGUGUGAUUCAAAUAAUAAUGUAAUGAUUCUGCGAGUUCUCCUGUACUACAGUUUUGGCUCUUUUUUUUUUUUUAAACUUCAGAUUGGAAACUGAAUUUUGAAUAUGACCCUUAUCUAGUCCCCCUUAAUGUUGAAUGUAUUUCAGUAUCUGAAUUGCACUGAAGACUAAAGUCUUAAGAAACCAUCACG